UUUACCAGAAAUAAAAACUACUCACCAAUCACGUCCAAUCAGCUAGACCUAGAUCCCUUGCUCAUUUUCAACUCAUCUUCAAGACCAGAUCGAUGAGGACACGGUCGCAGAGCCGGAGACAUGGCGGUGCAUCUCCGGGCACCGGCGGCAGCGGUCGUCUCCCGAGGUUCGAGGGCGUGAUGACGCGAGCGCGGCGCCGCCGUUGUGGAGUUGCCGAUCUUCUGCCGCUGGCUUGCACUCGCAAUGGCAACGAGUCUGUUCGCUCGAGGAAGCGACCGCGAGCUAAAGAAUGGAGGGACUGGGCCAACCUGACGACCGAUAUCGUCAGGGACGUCGCCGGCCGCCUGUGGUCCACAGAUUCUCCAUGGCCAGCGGCGCAGUACAACCGCUUGCGGGCCGUGUGCAGGACCUGGCGCGAGUCCACCUCCGUUUGCAGCCUGGAUAUCCGCUUCCGCCCCCGUGGCUGGACGCCAAACCCGAUAGACAGCAUAAGUUGGGCUGCCGCCUCCGCCACGUCUCCGGAGUCCGUAUCUAUGUCGAACUCCACGCGCUCUCCAACAAUUACAUCUUUGCCGUUACUGAAGGCCUCUUUGUUCUGCACGACAAGAAGUCCACCGACAUUGCCCGCCUCCUCAACCCCCUCACCGGCAGCCUCACCGAGUUCCCACCCAUCACCAAGGUGCGGGCAUACGAUGGCUCCGAACUCAAAUCCAGCCAAGCCAUCAAUGCCUUGAAGCUCUACUUCUCCGACCCCAACGUGUUGUUCUGCUAUUCCGCUGGCAUCGACGACUCGACCUCCCCACCCACUCUUGUUUUCGGUGUGAUAAAUGAUGGGGAAUUGCACGUCCUCUACGCCAAGCCUGGCGAUCACCACUGGGUAUCUGUUCACAACCUGCCGAACUGGGCUAUGUGGCCGGACAUUGGUGGGCUUGCCUGGUAUUUCACACCGCCGCCUGGCGUUUGGCUGCCAAAAAAGAUUUACGUGUACUCAUUAGGGGAUAGCUAAUGGUGCCGAUUUUGGGAGGAUCUGAGUGUGAACCAAGGGAUAGUUGCUGCUGUUUUUGUUGUGAUGGAGUCGUCAGACAUUCCCAGGGAGAGUACCAAACAAGAGAGACAAUGUUUAUUUGAGGUACUACAAUUUGUACUUCUUCAGUUUACACAGAUGUGAGGUUCCUUACUGAAUUUUACUGCUACUAGCUGAAUCUUACUACAUCCUGAUCGUUUAUUUUCACUACUAUACCUGCUGGCUGAAUUUUUACACUCAUGUGAAGCUCCUUGCUGAAAUCUCUUCUUGUUGUGAUUCCUGCAUAGGUAUUCAUAUAUUGUUGAUGUUUUUCUUCCUAGCUGCUAAACCUCAUAAUACAACAAUGAAUCCCAGUUUUGUGCACACGAAACAUAGGAGCCUGGGACGGGUCUAGAAAUUUAACUUUGGGUGUUCAAAUUCCAACCAACACAAAACAUAAGGGUGAAAAUCUGAAAAAAUUGUUCAUGCCUUUGCGCAAGUAAGGUGAAAAAUGAAAAUUCCCUCCUCUCCGCCUCUGGCAUCAAAGGCCACCGCCGUGCUCUCCUUGUCCACCCCCUGCCGCCUCUUGUCUGCCACUAAACUCUGCCAUGUUGUUCUUUUUUCUCAAAUACGCACAAGCAUGCGUAUUCUUGCAUUAAAGAAGAAGCGGCAAAAAAGCCGGAUACAAGGCCUUUCGGCCAUUACAACGCUAAUCAUGAGAAUUAGCCUCCACAUCCAGCACGCACACCCACCCUACCUACUAAAAUACAAGCUUCUUUAGUCCAACCUCAUGCCAAGGACGAUGAGGCAAGCCACAGAGCAACCUAGCCACGUCACAACCAA
Molecule: messenger RNA, 1846 nt
Organism: Triticum aestivum (bread wheat)
Lineage: Eukaryota; Viridiplantae; Streptophyta; Magnoliopsida; Poales; Poaceae
Exons: 2
Coding region: 290-1006 (238 amino acids)
Source: RefSeq, a predicted model, not a curated record